CAUAUUAUUCAUUCAAAUUUAGGUUCAAUUUCAAUCAAUUAUAAUAUUGCAAUUCUAAUUCGAAUUAGUAGCAAUUAAGAUAACGCUAAAUAAUAAGGAAAGAUGUUCUAAUGCCCGAAGUAUGGAACAAAAAAUAUAUUAAAUGUUAAAUCUAUUUUAUAUAUCGCUUGUUGGUAGUAAUUAAACUUUUAUUAUUUUUUAUAUUAACAAUUAAAAUACGAAAAAAAAGUUUUAAUUAUUAAACUUGUUAUACGAUGGUACGUUUCGUUUUUAAAAUUAACCUAAUUCAAAUGUUCUUUUUUCAUCUUUAAUUUUUAUGCAAAAAAAUUUUCAAAAUAUUUUUUAUAAUAAAAUAUUAUCAACAUUCAUAUUGGAAUUCAUGUUGAUAUUGACUUGACUUUUCUAAUAAAAAUAAUUUAAUAAAUAUCAUAUAUUACCACAAUGUAUAUUACGACAGAUACAUAUUUUAUAUCAAAAAAUUUUAUUAUUCAUACAUUUUAUGGUGAAAAAACUGUUUUUUGUUGGGAUCAAAAUAAACUUAUAAUAUUUCCAUAUAUGAAUAACAAUUAUAUAUCUGCCGAAGUUUUAACAGCUCCAGCUCCAAUAAAAACUAUACAAUGUUUUUCUGAUCGAAUUUUUUUAAUUUGUAUUCCACGAGGUAUUUAUAAACUUUCGAGAUAUCGAGAAUUUGCUAUUCUUAGUAAAAAUGCGAUUGGAAUGGGUACAGUUUUUUAUGAAGUAUUAAUACCAAGAAAUGAAUAUCUUUAUUUGGACAAUAAACGAGAAAUGACUAAUAAAGUAUUGUAUCAACUUUCUUGUAAGGAAAUUGAUUCCAGCAUGUUAUGUAUUUAUCCAUUAAACAUAAAUAAUGUUGCAGAAGAUUUUAUGAAAGUUUUAACAAAUAAUGAUUCUACUAUAGAAAAUUUAUGUAUAAUUGGUGAUAAACUAAAGAUUUUAACAUUAAUAAAUGAGACUAUACAAAUAACACAUAAUAGUAUCUAUUUUAUUAGAGAUAUAAUACCUAUACGAAAGAAUACUAAAAUUGGUGGAUUAUUUUUUAUUACUACUACAAAUGCUAUUAUUAUAAUGUAUUCACGAGAUAAUUCACUUAUUUUUGAAACAAUUUAUUUAAGAACUCAAAUACACACCAUUUGUGCUGGUUUUAGUGAUUUAACAGAAGACACAUUAUGGAUUGUUUAUUCAUAUGAAUCUAAUUUAUACUAUGCAAAAAAACAAUUAUUGACUGAUAAUAUUCAUCAAAUAAAAAUUCAAAAUGAAAACUUUACUUGUUUACAAUCAUAUGAUUCCAAGAUAAUCUUAGGUUUAACAAUAGAUAAGCAAUUAACAGAAUUUUCUAUAAAUACUGUGGAAAAAACAUUAUCAAUAGAGAAUGAUACUUUGAUUAAUCUUCAUUCUAAUAUGUUAGAAAAUGCUACAUUCAUAAUGGAUAAAAUUUAUAAAGGAGCUCAAGAAUUACAGACCUUGAAUGAGAUAUUAACAAUAGAAGAAGAUAAAUUGAAAAGAAUAAAUUUAUAUGCUCAUAAACACAAGGAACAAUUAUAUCCAAAAAUUAUAAUUAAUUACAUAAAUAAUCAAUUGUUUUUGUCAGCAAAUUUUCAUAAUAUGUUGCCAAAAAAUAGUUGGGUUGUUCUUAAUGUAAAGUUGCAAUGUCAAAAUCUAUUUUGUAUGAAAAAAAUAGUAGACCAAGAAGCUAUAGUUGAUAUUUAUAUACCUGAAAAUUUAACAAUAAAUUUUUCACAAAUUUUAAUAGAUUUAGUAGCUUUUAAGGAAGAGAAAUAUCCUUGGUGUCUUAUAAGAGAUUAUAUAAUUAAUCCUUCUCUCGAACAAUGUAAACAUAAAAAAAGACGAUUAAAUUCUAAUUUUAUCAAUUCUAAAAUUGUUAUGCUUCAAACUUUUAUACAAGAAGGAAAUAUUAAUAUGAAGAAAUUAUCUGAAAUUAAAAAGAGUUUAAGAAGAGAAUUUAAUGAUUAA
Apis mellifera (honey bee) is the source of this 1992-nucleotide messenger RNA. RefSeq lists its product as uncharacterized. Lineage: Eukaryota; Metazoa; Arthropoda; Insecta; Hymenoptera; Apidae. The transcript has a single exon. The coding region runs from base 442 to 1992 and encodes 516 amino acids. The record is from RefSeq and is a predicted model, not a curated record.